Molecule: messenger RNA, 9940 nt
Organism: Paramuricea clavata
Lineage: Eukaryota; Metazoa; Cnidaria; Anthozoa; Malacalcyonacea; Plexauridae
Source: the annotation of a GenBank genome assembly
AUGUCCGAAAGAGGAAGAUCUACCUUUUCAAUUUCGCAAAAGGCUCGUUUAGAACAAGCGUGGUCGUCUGGGUUGCGAUCAACUGGAAGACAAACUGCUUCGCAGAUUUCAUUGCUUGCCGAAGAACUCGGUCUAUCGCAGGAUAAAGUUAAGGUAUAUAAAAAUGUCGUAUUGACCGAAAAAGUAUGUUAAUAUUACAUAUUAAUGUUUUGCUUUUAUAACUAUUUCAAUAUUAAUAAUAUUUCUUUUAUGAUGUUUAUUAAUAUCCAGUAAAAAACAUAGCUCGAUCUUGAUAUAUAAAAUAAUACAUAACACGUGCUCUCUGGAAUUCUACUAAGCGCGUCACCUAAAAAGUCAAAACUAGUCAUUCCUUCGAUCGUAUUUAUACUAAUAAAAUAAGCUUUGUCAUAAAUAUAUAAAGUGUAAGUGAUUCGUUGAUUGGGUUUGUAUAAUGAAUAUUAAGAGGCCUCUGUGUUUUAGGCUUGAUUUUGAAUUUUGAAAAUAAAGUAUUGCGUAUUACAUCAAUAAAUACAUGAUUGUGUAAAGUCGCAUUUCUCCCAAAUCAGUCCUUCUUUAUUAUUUUACUUAAUCUAAUGCCUGGCGCUGGGUUAUUAUAAUAUAUAAUUAGAAAGGUUGUUCAUUGCAUGGAUGCAUAGACCAUACAUAUGGAUAGGAAUGAGAGUGAAUAAUUAAUUGUAUUCUGAUCAUCAAAUGAAACUUUAACCCAUUAUUAAGUGACAUCACUCUCCCCUUGACGGGUCCAAUCAUCUGGCAUUAGACACAGUAAAAUAAUAAAGUAGGGUGCAUCAAGGCACAAUGCAACUCAAUGGGUUAACCCAUUGAGUGCCAGUGCUCACCCCUAUAAGUUAUCGAUAUCAAGGUACAGUAGUACAACCAGGCUUUGCAAGAACACACGUUUGUACCACAAUUAGGAGGCUCUGAUGUAUGAAUGCACAUAAUGGACUGUACUACAUGUAUUGCUAAUAUUUAGGAUGAGGCAUUCUUACACUGAAUACCCCAAAACAGGCCAAAACCCCCAUAUAAGGUCAAUUGAAUCAAUUUUUUCAAAACAUGCUUAAACCAAUGCUUGAAAACAUGAAUGACACCUGUAGGUACAGUACUCAUUUAAUCCAUAUUUAACACAAAAUGUGUUUAAGAGUGGCAGCACUCUCCACCUGAUGAGUAAAAUUAUCUGGGGUUAGACAUAUAAAUGGUUCACAGGAUGCAUGGAUAGAUUGUCUGAUUAAUCGAUUGAGUGACGGCACUCUCCCCCUGAUAAGUAAAAUAGUCUGGCAUUAGACAGAGUAUAAUAAAUUAGGGCGCAUUGCCACUUAAAGGGUUAAUAUUCUCCAUAAUAUUCUUCACUUUGCAUCUAUUGAUUCACAUCUGCAGAUUGAGAGAGGUCCAACUAUCUAAAAAAUAUUAGCAGAUUUAAUGUUUAUUGUUUAGAGUAAACUUUCAUACUCAUAAUUAAAGCAUCUUGUGACAAAAAGAAACCAAUGAAAAGAUCAUGAGGAUGUUCUGUGUCAAACUGUUAGUGUUUGAAUUAAUUUUAAUUAAUUUACAUUUAAUUUAUUUAUUUAUGUAAUUAACUUAUGUAUUCCAUGUUUCAGGCCAUCUGUAACUUUUGUUCAACCAUUACUGUAAGUUGCAUUGUGCCUCAAAGCAACAUUUGAGUUAACCAUUGAUAUUCAACAAUCUCCCUUAAACAGUGAAUGAUCUGAUGAAAUAGUUAUGUAAGCCAGGUGCAUCAGGACAUAUUAGGCAAACUAAAAUAAUAAAGGAGGUGCACCCUUACUCCUUAGUCAGUAGUGAAGAUCAUACUGUCUAAAUUUUUAAUUAUUUGUAUUAUUCAAACCAUUAGAAAUGUAUUGUCUGUAACCAGUAUUUAGAUGCAGGUAUUUAGAAGAAAAGCAUGAUAAUGCAAAUUACAGUACUGUAACUAUAUUUUACAUUUUCUUAGUCUCAGGAGCAACUAGGUAUAGGGAUAGUGGGAUAAUUUUUACCAUUAUAGUCAUAAUGUUUAUAUUUUUUAUUAGAAUUACAUCCGCAACCAGAACCGGAAAGUCAAAAACAGUUCUGACAGUGCCCAGAGAGAGGUGCCAUCUGCUACACCAAAUACUGCUGGACCACCAAGAAAGCGUCGGAAAUUAUCUGGAGCAAAUGUGUUUUACAGGGAAUUUAUGAGAAGUGAAGGUAAUGUUUUUAAAAUUCAGAGUUUAUGAUUGAACUAAUGUGCAAGGUCCAUCUGUCAACUCACCCGAUAUUGUAUUAUUGUAACUCACUUGUCAAGCCUUUGUGAGUGAGUUUGCACUCUUUUUGCAAAUAUGCAUUAUAAUCUACUCAAUAAAAAGACCUGGCCAACAAUUAACAUUCUAUUGAAUUAUUAGAAUAUAAAAAAAAUCUAACCUGCAGCUUGAAAAUUUCACUCAAAUGCAUAUGUUUGCUAGCCUUGUUAAAGACAGUCUUUUCCAUUUAAAAAAAGGAUAAAUGCCAUAUGUAUUUUUAACACAAACUCCACUCUUACUUACUUGGUGUUGCUGCCAUGUUUGUGUUGUUUUGAAUCAAUCUGUGACAGUGUGACUGUUACUUGAAGAAUUUUGCACUGCUGUUUAAGAUUAACCCAUUGAGCGCCAGCGCUCUCCCCUUGACGACUAAGGUCGUCUGGCGUUAGACAGAGUAAAAUUAACUAAAGUAGGGUGCAUCAGGGUGCAUCGCCACUCAAUGGGUUAACUAGACACAUGGGCAGAUAGGCCAGUUAACCCAUUGAGCGCUAGCGCUCUCCCCUUGACGAGUAAAAUCGUCUGGCGUUAGACAGAGUAAAAUACUAAAGUAGCAAAAUCAACCAAUCACAGUUAAGUGAGAUUUUGAUGUAUAUUAUUACAUUACUUAUUGUACCUGUUAAUUACGUUAUCAAUAGAAUCGAAAAAGGUUCCAUCUCUGGCUGAGAAAAACAAAGCUUUUUCUGAAGCAUGGAGAAGUAUGAAUGAAGAAAGGAAAGCAGAAUACAAUGCCAGAGCGAAAAAUGAGGAAGCUGAAAAAGUUUCUUCAUUGCAGUCAAAGAAGGAGCUGGUUAGCAAUGCUCUGCUGAAGCUAAAAGAGCAUGUAUGUAAAGUGUAUCUACUAUUCUUACUUCACAUGAAUACUGUAUCACUAUCAGCUUCUGCAAACAAUGUUAAGAUAUUUUGGCCCUACUCUGUCUAACACCAGACGAUUUUACUCAUCAAGUGGAGAGCGCUUGUAGUUACUAUAUACCAGUAUAGGAAUGUUAGGAGGGCUGUAGAGGAGGAGUGCAUAGAGUCUUGAGUCUUGUUUUCUAUCCCCAAUGGGCCAUUCAAUUGAAUGUAGCACCCUCCAUUUUGAUGGGUUCCUCCAUACCCCCUCUUGGGCCAAAUAAAAAUAAUAGUUGGUUUCAGGUUUCAAACCGGCCUGUCAAAAAUAUGACCAACCAUAAGCAUUUUAUUGACAUUUCCCAGUAGAGAUAAUCUUUUCAUAAUUACUAAUUAGCAGAAUAUAUAUUAAAUAGUCAUCAGACUCAUUUGUCUACAUUAUCUAGUAUGUUAUUCAUUGUUUUUACAGUUGAAUAAAAUAUUAAAAACGUACAUUAUUCUGACAUGGGAGUUAUACGAAAAAAGAAAUCGACCCCCCCCCCCCCAAAUAAAAACGACUUGAUGUGUUUGUUUCUUGACCAUGUGUGACAGUUACUCAUAAACAACUUAUAUUUAUUGCAUACUUGAGAGUUGAGAUAAAAUAUUUUCAAAAAUGAAAUGUUUUUCCGACUUACCUACCCAUAUAAAACAUGGCUGUAAAACCUGAAACCAACUAUUCUUUUUUUGGCCUUGGGAUAAAACAUGAAAGUUCCCAUUAAGGCAUUAACAAAGCUUUUAUUGCUUGGGAUGCAACUACAUGAAAAGUAUAAGGUGAAAUUCGAUGUUUCAGUUGAAGGCCCUUUAGUAAUUUUCUGAAAAUCCCACAAGCUAUCCCCUAGGAACAAUCAACAUGAGAAAUCCCACCUAUUCAUUGGAUAUUCAAACAUCUAAACAGAGAGGGGCACACAAUUUAAAUGCAAUGGCUGCACACCUUAAAAUGAAACCUCAUACAUACAGUGCAGUAUAUAAAAACUGGAUAUGAGUGGCAUUGCACAAAAUUAUGGAUACCUGCUUGGAUAUAUGUAUUGUCAAAACCUGUUCUUGUGUUGCUAACCCUCGUAUAUUCUAUAAUUCAGGGCUGUAAUUAAUGGUGACUUAUACACAGCUGGCCCAAUAUUGUGUUAGUAUUGUAUAUUAUAGUAAAAAUGUAUCAUAAAACAUAUAUUUUAAAAUGAAAUUUACUUGCCUAUUUGAUAGUGUGUGUUCUCCUUUUAUUCCUGUUUUGUUGGGCUAAUAUUUUCCGAGAUUUUGCACUUGAUGAUUGCAAGUGGCAGCCGCAACCAUUGAGUGCAAAAUUUCGAAUAUAUUAGUCCAAUAAAAGAAGAAUAAAAGGAGAACACACACCAUCAAAUAGGCAAGUAAAUUGCAUUUUAAAAUAUAUAUUUUAUGGUUUAUGAUAUAUUUUUACUAUAAUCACAUUAGUAUGUACUAAUACAAGAUUGGGCCGCCUAUGAUCUAAAGUACUUUAUACUACAUGUAGCUGCAUAAUACGAAGUUAGAUAGCGCUAUCCAACGGAUAGUGAUUAUUUCAACCGUUGUAAAAAUGCUUAAAAACUGUGAAACCACGGAUAUAGACGACACACGUGAAACUGGCCCCUGAUGCCUUAUUACUAACUCUUACUGUAUAUUUUAGAUUGACUACCUGGAAUCACUGGAAGUAGAAUGUUGUGCCUUGCUAUUUUAUGACAACAAAUUGAAGCGCCUGGCAUCUGAGAGUGGGAAAAGGAUUGUUAACCAGCAAAUCCUCAACCAAAUAAAUGCUGAAAUGGCAAAAAAUCAUGGUACACAACUAAAUUAUAUGACAUAAUUUAGCUAACAGUUCAUGUGUAUUUUACCUAUGAAACGCUUUGCCUAUACUACCCUAGCGAAACGUAUGGCAUAUUCUUUGUAUAAAUGUCAUAUAUCUGAAACGAGAAAUCGAGUCCAAAAAGUGAAGCUGAAUAUUUGAUAAAAAAAUGCAUUAAAUUUUUUAAAUAAAUGCAUGUGAUGUUGAAUUCAACACUGUUACAACUAACACCUUUAAAAUUUGGUUUUUAAGUACAUUUUCAUUCCAAGCAUAACAAAAUGGUGUAUAUCAAAACACGUAUGUAACGUACAAUUUCUCUUCACCAAUGGUUUAACUACGGUCGUUGUUAAAGGGGAUGGACGAGAGGGGUGUUUUCAAGAUGACGGCUACUUUUCAAGAUCGUUAAAUCUCUAACGAGCCACCAGAAAGGCACUUAUAACAAUCGUAAACCUUAAUCCAAUCCCGGUACUGACCUAACUUCAAUCCUAACCCCAACACUAACCCUAAACUAAAACGAUCUCUGAGUUUAAAUUAUGAACUAUCUUGAAAACUCCUUUUCGCCCAUCAAUUUAGUCAUUACGGUGAAAAUACCGGGUGUUUGUAAUCCAAUAGUACUAAGGCCCCGUUUACACUGUACCGGAUUCGUUGGUCACGACAUCAGUUUUAACAGUCAACGAAUUAGCCUAAAGUCUUAAAUAUUUAUAAUGGUAGUACUUAACGAGCAGAAACAUUUGGAAUUUAGUUAUCGAAAGAGUAAACCUUCGUUGUUAAACGUUGCUCAUGGGCAACAAACGAAGAUGUCGUGACCAGCCUAUCAGGUACAGUGUAAACGGGAUAUAAAAAUUAUCGGAUGAGGCUGAGCAUGAUAUGAAGAAUUAUCAAGACCGAGGUUUAUGUUAUCCUCCGUAGUCUGAAGCGGAUAACAUUGACAGAGGUCUGGAUAAUUCUUAUUAGUAUAAACCUACUAGUAGGCUAUCACAUAUCGUGCCUUCUGAUUGGCUACGCUACUAGUAGGCUAUUAGUGAUAGCCUACUAAUAGAAAAUUCAAAAUGGCGGAAAAUUCGCGUUUUGCACUUUUACCGAAAUGUCAGAUGAUUUUUUGGACGACUUGUUGAACAAUUCUGUACUAAAAACCCCCGAAAAAAGCAACAAAAAUAUGGAAUGGAAAUUUUUAAGGGUAUGAAAAUAGACAAAAUAACAUACGCUCAAUGAAAUUUUGAAAUUAAAACUGAAUUUUGUAAAACAUUUUACGCGAACAAAAACUAUUUGUUUACUUUUAAUGGUUUUAUAAUGUUUUUUUUGUGUAUUUUUGUAUUGUGUUUGCAGCCUAGUUGUAAAUUAAUGUUAAAGUUUACACUUCGCCUCGUUGACUAUUCGCUCAUAAACAACUCGGCCUCGUUGUCUAAUUGUUAAAUAGCGUAGAGGUUAAUUUAUAGCACAAACUUCAGACAAACAAACUGAGAUUCACUUUCAAAUCAAUGAACUACAGUAUAUUCCUAUGUUAAGCAAGUAAGAAUUGUGGGAAUAUUCGGACAAACUACACUUGUGACGUCAAUUGCAAUACAUGCUGUUGAAAGUUGUUACCUUUUAUUUUUAGCAGCAUUGGGCGAUGGGUGCCGUAAUAUUGUAGUGGGGUGUAUACUUAGAUAUGUAUAUGUACCUACUGUAAUUGGUGUAUAAAUUAAGGAAUAUGCAGCGUAACUCUUAAUUUAGUUUAAGGAAAGUAUUCGCAUCAGUCUGUCUCUGAUUACCGCGAAUCACCUUGUAAAUCAGAUACAGAACAGCUGCUGAUAUGCUUCAUAAUUAUAUUAAUUCAACAACGCAUGCCAUUUAUAAAUUUUAGUCAUCCAAUGUUUAUACUAUUUACAUAUUUGUUCAUUCGUUUGUGUAUUUAUUUAUACUUAUGGUUUUCUUAACUUAUUUUAUAAGGUGAAUUAAAUCGCGAUGGUCUAAUUGAAAGAGUAAAAACUAUAUUCAAUCAAGCGUACGGUGAGUGCUAUUAGUAUUUUGAACAUUCAUUCCUAGUUCGAACCUCGCGAUUGGUUUCGUAUGUUCCCAUCAAACUUAAUAAACUGCAGUAAACCUGGUGCUUGUGAUGUUACUCUGAGUAUAUAUCCACACCGGGCAAGCUUGAAAAAUAUGCCUGACCACGGUGGGAAUCGAACCUACUGUACGACCUUUGGAAUACCUGCCCAAUACUCUGCCAACUGCGCUACGCGGUCAGGUCGGUUCGAGUAUGUGAUACUGCAUGUAGUUCGGAACAGAAUUUAGUUCCUUCGAUAUCAAUGUAAUCUAAUAAUCAUAUUUUUUCUGUGUUGGUGUAAUGUACUCAGGUGAAUAUGAUGUUUGUGAUGUUACUCUGAGUGUAUAUCCACACCGGGAAGCUUGUUUUUUAAAAAGAUAUACACUCACAGUAACAUCACAAGCAUCAUAUAUUCACCUGAGUACAUUACACCAACACAGUAAACCUACUGUAAAUUCAUUAUUUUAGUUGGUUACAUUUGCAUAUCAAAAUUCUGAAGUUUGAAAUAGGUCUUAAUACAGUACAUACUUCAUGCCUGAAUCAUAUUUUUAUAUUGUGUAAUUACUUUGUUUUGCAUGGACGAUACAAUUUUUAAACAAAUUAUUGACGUACACAGUUCUUUUUUGACGUUAUAGGGUUAGCAGUUGGUAAAGAAGGACAGAAAAUGCCGUAUAAACGGAUAAUUAAAGGAAGAUCUGCCUAUUAUUUAAAAGGUUUGCCUGCUGGUCUAAAGUUGAGACAUCCAAAAGACUACGGGACGAACCAACUAAGAAAUAUAGUUUCCUGCGAAAAGGCGGUUAAAGUGGUAUGUGCAUACUGUAUAAUUGAUGUGCCUUGAUCUUACAGAUCCUUGAAAACUAAAAGAUAUUGAUUUUAGUGCAACGUUUAGAUAUUGAUUUGUUAUAAGACGUAUACGAAAAGAAGCUAAAAAUUAUUUGAAAAUGUCGUUAUAAAACAUUGAUGUUUAAACAUGCAGACUCAAUAUUUUGGAUUUAAACUAAAUUUAAUUUGACUCGUUUAUUUUAUGCGGUAAAUACAGUAGCGGGUGGAGGUUACCGACAAUUUGGCGCGUUUUAUCAAAGUAGUUUGAAGCCUUAGACGUGCUGUUGGACAUUUCAAACAAAGUUGGUGUGUUCUUUCAAUUUCCUUUUUAUAGAUAAAAAAGCCAUUAAGACAAAACCCACAAGAAGAACAUCAACAACAACAAGAACAACACCAGCAACAAGAAGAACAACACCAGCAACAACAUGUAGAAGAGAACGAACAUAAACGACAACAACAACAACAACAACAACGCCAGCAGCAACAACAACAGCAGCAGCAGCAACCACCACAACAACUGCAGCAGCAGCAACAACCACCACAACAGCAGCAGCUGCAACCGCAACAACAACAGCAAUCACAACAACAACAACAACAACAACAACAACAACAACAACAACAACAACAACAACAACAACAACAACAACAGCAGCAGCAGCAACUACAACCACCGCCGCAGCGGCAACCAGAACAACAACAGCAGCAACCACAACUACAACAACAGCAGCAGCAACCACAACAAAAACGCGUCGUAAACCUGCAAAUACCCAAUGUUAACUACAAUCCAAUCGAUGGUAAGUUCUUAUUAUAUGUGCAUGUCAUUACCGUACAAACCUUUUUUUAAAUGAGCUAGCCAUGCGGAAUGUCGCGUGUUUCAGAAAGCUAAUGGGCACAAUAUUCGUAUCGUAUAUAUAUAUAUAUAUUAUUUACUAGUUCUGUGUGUUACUUGUGUACUGCUAACUGCAAGUCUCUUUACAGAACUAGUAAAUAACGUAACCUUGGCUCACCAUCUGAUGCCUUAUAGCUCAAUGGUUAGAGCGUCUGUCCGGUUAUCAGAAGGUUACGUGGUUCAAUUCCCGUUAGGGCUCAGAGUUUCAUAUAUCAUGCAUGAUCGACAUGAUAUAUGAUAUAUGAUAUAUGAUAUAUGAUAUAUGAUAUAUGAUAUAUAUAUAUAUAUAUAUAUAUAUAUAUAUAUAUAUAUAUAUAUAUAUAUAUAUAUAUAUAUAUAUAUAUAUAUAUAUAUAUAUAUAUAUAUAUGAGAGUAUAUAUAUAUGUAUGAGUUCUCAUCUUGGCCUUGUACUGUAGCUCAGGAGGUAGAGCAUCGUUCUAGAAAUGCGAAGGUCGCGGGUUCGAAUCCCAGCCGCGGUCAAGUAGAAUUGUCUGCUUGCCCGGCUUGGUAUACACUCGUCUGAAAACAACUCAACAACCGCUACAUAACGUAACACGAGUGGAAUCGUCAACGUGGGAAACCACAACAUUCACAUACAACAUUGCCAGACUAAUAGCUGGCUUUACGCAUUGAAGGACUAACCUCCGAAAUGCAACUGACAUCAUAACUUAACAAGUCGUUCUCAGCUUGGCCUUGUAGCUCAGGAGGUACAGCAUCGUUCUAGAAAUGCGAAGGUCGCGGGUUCGAAUCCCAGCCGCGGUCAAGUAGAAUUUUCUGCUUGCCCGGCUUGGUAUACGCUCGUCUGAAAACAACUCAACAACCGCUACAUAUAUAUAUAUAUAUAUAUAUAUAUAUAUAUAUAUAUAUAUAUAUAUAUAUAUAUAUAUAUAUAUAUAUAUAUAUAUAUAUAUAUAUAUAUAUAUAUAUAUAUAUAUAUAUAUAGUUUGUGAGUCCACUUGACUGUUUACUCCAGUUAUUAAUGAGCAUUACAACUAUGUUUUCUUUUGUAAUUUGUAGGUGAGAAUGUAAUUGUUAUCGGGAUGUAUGCUCGAAAACCCCGCCUAUUUGGUUCUGGUGUUGUCCUACCCGGACGUCAACUUCACUUGGAUGAAAUUAGAAAAGAUUCCUGUAAGAUAUCCAUAUCAACGACUACCUGCCCAGACGAUGCCAGGCCAUUUUACGCAGACAAAAAUGGAGAAAAUAGAGUAGUAGUUGGGCAGAUCUACGAAUGGCCUAGAAAAUAUCUUUUCCCUUUAAAUAACUCUCAAUAA